GAAUUUUUACUCAAAAGAGAGACAACUUAUAGUUCUUCAUAUAUAUUUUAUAUAGUUAUUAUAAAUAUUUGUCCCACUUUAUUUCUUUUCUAUCAUACUUUGCAAGGCACCGAAAAUUUCCGAUUCUAAUUGCGGUUGGAGAGGGGAACUGAAAGCAGAUAAACAGUGUCUUCUUCUCCCACUUCUCGAAACUUGACAGGGCUCAGAUCUAGAGGAAGAUCCAUUUUCUCGAUCGAGAAAAUGGAGCAGUUCAUCGAAAACUUGCCGCCGAUGGAUCUGAUGCGAUCUGAGAAGAUGACCUUUAUUCAGCUCAUCAUUCCGGCCGAGUCCGCACACCGCGCCAUCUCCUAUUUAGGCGAACUCGGUCUUCUCCAAUUCCGCGACUUAAAUGCUGAUAAAAGUCCCUUCCAGAGAACAUUUGUUAAUCAGGUCAAACGAUGUGCAGAAAUGUCAAGAAAACUAAGAUUCUUCAAGGAUCAAAUCAGUAAAGCUGGCCUCUUGUCUUCUUCUCGUACUGCAUUGCAACCAGAUAUUGACUUGGAGGAUUUGGAGAUACAACUUGCUGAACAUGAACAUGAGCUGAUUGAAAUGAACUCUAAUAGUGAUAAACUCCGGCAAUCAUAUAAUGAACUCUUGGAAUUCAAGAUUGUAUUACAAAAGGCAUGUGGCUUUCUUGUUUCAAGUCAUAACCUUGCACUUUCAGAUGAAAGAGAACUACAAGAGAAUGUAUUUUCAAAUGAUGCCUAUGUAGAGACAGCAUCUUUGCUUGAACAGGAAAGGAGGCCUCAGUCAUCAAAUUCGUCUGGUUUAAGAUUUAUCAGUGGGAUAAUCUGUAAAUCCAAGGUUCUUAGGUUUGAAAGAAUGUUAUUUCGUGCUACAAGAGGCAAUAUGCUAUUCAACCAGGAACCAGCUGAUGAACAAAUCAUGGAUCCUGCUUCAACUGAGAUGAUUGAAAAAACAGUGUUUGUCGUGUUUUUCUCUGGGGAACAGGCAAGAACAAAGAUUCUGAAAAUUUGUGAGGCAUUCGGUGCAAAUUGUUAUCCUGUUCCUGAAGAUAUUAGCAAGCAGAGGCAAAUAACUAGAGAGGUUUCAUCCCGUCUUACAGACUUAGAGGCAACUUUGGAAGCCGGGAUUAGGCACCGGAACAAGGCUCUAGCUUCUGUUGCAGACCAUCUAGGGAAAUGGAUGAACAUGGUAAGAAGAGAGAAGGCUGUGUACGAUACACUGAACAUGUUAAACUUCGAUGUUACAAAAAAAUGUCUUGUGGGAGAGGGCUGGUGCCCUCUGCUUGCCAAAACACAGAUGCAGGAGGCACUGCAACGUGCAACUUUUGAUAGCAAUUCUCAAGUUGGCAUAAUCUUCCAUCCACUAGAGGCAGUGGAAUCACCACCUACAUACUUUCGGACCAACACUUUCACAAAUCCAUAUCAAGAAAUUGUUGAUGCAUACGGUGUUGCAAGAUACCAAGAGGCGAAUCCUGCAGUUUACACAACUAUUAUAUUCCCUUUCCUAUUUGCUAUGAUGUUUGGGGACUGGGGUCAUGGAAUUUGCCUGUUGCUAGGAGCAUUGGUUCUUAUAGCACGUGAAAACAAGCUCAGCACACAGAAACUUGGAAGCUUUAUGGAGAUGCUGUUUGGUGGGCGCUAUGUGCUUCUUCUAAUGGCUCUAUUUUCAAUCUAUUGUGGCUUAAUCUACAAUGAAUUCUUCUCUGUCCCUUUCCACAUAUUUGGUGCAUCUGCAUACAAAUGCCGCGAUAGUUCUUGCAGGGAUGCACAUACUAUUGGUUUAGUCAAAUACCAAGAUCCAUACCCAUUUGGUGUGGAUCCCAGCUGGCGUGGAAGUCGUUCAGAAUUGCCUUUCCUGAAUUCUUUGAAGAUGAAGAUGUCCAUUUUGUUUGGUGUCGCACAUAUGAACUUAGGAAUUAUAUUAAGUUAUUUUAAUGCACGGUUCUUUGGAAGCUCAUUGGAUAUAAGGUACCAGUUUGUGCCACAGAUGAUUUUCCUUAACUGUCUAUUUGGGUAUCUUUCCCUUCUCAUUGUUGUUAAGUGGUGUACUGGCUCUCAAGCAGACCUUUAUCAUGUAAUGAUAUACAUGUUUUUAAGCCCCACGGACAAUCUUGGCGAGAAUCAGUUGUUCUGGGGCCAAAGACCACUUCAAAUUGUGUUAUUGCUUUUGGCUGUAAUUGCAGUUCCAUGGAUGCUCUUUCCAAAACCUUUUAUAUUAAAGAAGCUUCAUACUGAGAGAUUUCAAGGUCGUAGUUAUGGCUUACUGAACACUUCUGAGGUGGAUCUUGAGGCUGAGCCUGAUUCUGCCAGACAACAUCAUGAAGAAUUCAAUUUCAGUGAAGUCUUUGUUCACCAAAUGAUCCAUUCCAUUGAAUUUGUUCUAGGUUCUGUUUCUAAUACAGCAUCAUAUCUUCGUCUUUGGGCAUUAAGUUUGGCUCACUCUGAACUUUCUACUGUUUUCUAUGAGAAAGUCCUGCUUUUAGCUUGGGGAUAUGACAAUCUUAUCAUUCGGUUGGUGGGGCUCACCGUUUUCUCCUUUGCAACUGCCUUUAUACUACUAAUGAUGGAGAGUCUUAGUGCUUUUCUUCAUGCGCUGCGGCUUCACUGGGUAGAAUUCCAAAAUAAAUUCUACCAUGGCGAUGGCUAUAAGUUCAGACCUUUUUCAUUUGCUUCCUUAACGGAGGAAGAUGAUUGAUCCAUUUAUAUAUGCUGAUUCAUGGCAAAUAUAUGCAAGGGAUAUUUACACAAGUGAAGGAAGCACAAAAUGAGAAUUUGUAAUUUAGUGGCUAUGGUUGUUAGGUUUUCUUGGUAAUAUUCCUGCUUGAUAUUGACCUGACAACAAAAUAUUCCUGCUCAUUUCCUGUGGCUAUGGGGUUGUAAGAAGAUCUCAGUGCCGAUGGUCAUGGAAAGUAUCUCUAACAGAAUACCUGCUUUAUAGUUUUGUAUUAUUUUUCUUUUGCUUAGAAUAGGAAACAGAGGAGCCAAGGGCAAGGGAAGACACUGUUUAGAGUAAUUUUUUGUAAAGAGGGGUUGGAAUCCAUCAGAGUGUAGCUACUGGAUUUUGGUUGUUUGGGGUUACAUACAUAUAUAUACAUGAUGUAGGUCAGGAUUUGCAGGGAAAUAACCAAUUUUUCUGAAUUUUUUUUUAUGUUGAUAGAUGAAGUUAUAGAACCCCAAUCUUCUUUUGUAAUGAUUGAUCAAAUAUAUGGAAAUCUGAAGUUGAAUAAUGCCAUC
Molecule: messenger RNA, 3239 nt
Organism: Vigna angularis (adzuki bean)
Lineage: Eukaryota; Viridiplantae; Streptophyta; Magnoliopsida; Fabales; Fabaceae
Product: V-type proton ATPase subunit a1
Exons: 18
Coding region: 241-2700 (819 amino acids)
Biological process (GO): proton transmembrane transport; vacuolar acidification
Cellular component (GO): vacuolar proton-transporting V-type ATPase, V0 domain; vacuolar proton-transporting V-type ATPase complex
Molecular function (GO): ATPase binding; proton-transporting ATPase activity, rotational mechanism
Source: RefSeq, a predicted model, not a curated record